Messenger RNA from Sarcophilus harrisii (Tasmanian devil), 5145 nucleotides. Its product is annotated as zinc finger protein 345-like. The record is from RefSeq and is a predicted model, not a curated record. Lineage: Eukaryota; Metazoa; Chordata; Mammalia; Dasyuromorphia; Dasyuridae. The transcript is spliced from 5 exons. The coding region runs from base 147 to 2330 and encodes 727 amino acids. Gene Ontology annotation, biological process: regulation of DNA-templated transcription.
CCUCGAAAAGGAUUCUAGGAAAUGUAGUUAGAAGGUGGAACUGGAGGCAAGCUUCAAGAACCUGAGACUUCCGACAGCCCGUUCUGCCUUCUUAGUGAGUGCUCUGCUCGUCCCCAAGAAAGAACAAUUCCCCAAGAAAGAAGGAAAUGACUUCAGUGCUCCUAACAGCCCAAUCUCAGAUCCCACUGACAUUCCAGGAUGUGGCUGUGGACUUCACCUGGGAGGAAUGGGGACUCUUGGAACCUUCUCAGAAGGACAUGUACUGGGAUGUGAUGCUGGAGAACUAUGAGAAUUUUGUCUCUCUUGGAGGUGUUCCUCUUUCCAUACCAGAUGUAAUUUCCCAGAUGGAAAGAAUAGAAGCUCCAUGGAAAGCAGAGGGAGGAGUCCUCAUUAGUACUUUCUUAGAUUCCCUUAGUCAGAAGACAAGAUGUGAAACCAAGGAGACAACUGGGAAGCAGGAUAUUUUUUUGGGAGAACUAUUUAAAGAGAAAUUUGUAAAGGAAGGGCCCUGGCAUUCCAUAUGGGGAGAAACUUGGGAUUGUGGUGACAGGUUAGAUAGGCAGAAAGGAAACCAAGAAACACAGUCUCAGGAGGUAACAAUCCUUAAUGAAUCUGUUUGUGAAUAUAAUAUAUUUGGGAGAAAGCUCAACCUGGGGUCAGUUGUUAUUCCACAACAGAGAGUUCAUGUAGGUUCAUGUAGGAGUCUUCCUAAAUACAGUACACUUGGAAGGAGUUUAAAGCAGUUUUUUGAUCCACUUAAACCUAAGAGAAUCUCCAUUGGGAAAAAACUCAAGUAUAGUAAAUGCAAGAAGCCCUUCAGUUAUAAGUCAAACCUUAUUUAUUACCAUAGAAACUACCCUCAGGGGAAACCCCAUAAAUGUAAUGAAUGUAACAAAGCCUUUAGCAAGAAAGGAAGCCUUAGUGCGCAUAAACUAAUUCAUACUGGAGAGAAACGGUUUGAAUGUAGUGCCUGUGGAAGAGGCUUCAGAUAUCAUUCAUCUCUUAAACAGCAUCAAAUAAUUCAUACUGGUGAGAAACCCUAUAAAUGCAGUGAAUGCGGGAAAGGCUUUAGCCAGAGAGGAAUCCUUAAGACACAUAAAAUCAGUCAUACUAGAGAAAACCACUUAGAAUGUAAUGUAUGUGGGAAAGGCUUCAGAUACCGUGCAUCCCUUAGGGUACAUAAGAAAAUUCAUACUGGAGAGAAGCCACAUAUAUGUAAUGAGUGUGGGAAAGCCUUCAGCCUGAAGGGAAAUCUUAGAACGCAUAAGAGAUUUCAUACGGGUGAGAUGCCUUUUGAAUGUAAUGAAUGUGGGAAAGCCUUCAUCCUGAGAAGAGAUCUCAACAAACACAAGAGAAUUCAUACUGGUGAGAAACCCUAUGUAUGUAACGAAUGUGGGAAAGCCUUCAGAUGGAAUGGAAGUCUUAAAUCACAUAAGAGAAUUCAUACUGGAGAGAAACCCUAUGUAUGUAAUGAAUGUGGGAAAGCAUUCACCAAUUAUCAAAGUCUAACUCAUCAUCAAAUAUUUCAUACUGGAGAGAAAACCUUUCAGUGUAAUGAAUGUGAGAAAGCUUUCACUCAGAGAGCAAACCUUAAUAGACAUAAAAGAAUUCAUACUGGAGAGAAACCCUAUAUAUGUAAUGAAUGUGGAAAGGCUUUUAUUGUCAUGGGAAACCUUAAAAGACAUAUGAGAAUCCAUACAGGAGAGAAACCUUAUAAAUGUAAUGAAUGUGGAAAAGCGUUCACCAAUCAUCAAAGCCUAAUUCAUCAUCAAAUAUUUCAUACAGGAGAGAAAACUUUUCAGUGUAAUGAAUGUGAGAAAGCCUUCACUACAAAGGGAAACCUUAAUAUACAUAAGAGGGUUCAUACUGGAGAGAAACCAUAUGUAUGUAAUGAAUGUGGUAAGUCAUUUAAUGUGAAGAGAACUCUGACUAUGCAUAAAAUAACUCAUACUGGAGAGAAACCCUAUGAAUGUAGUGAAUGUGGGAAAGCAUUUAGCCAGAAGGGAAGUCUUAAAAGACAUAAGAGAAUCCAUACUGGGGAGAAACCCUAUAAAUGUAAUGAAUGUGGAAAGGCUUUUACCAAUCAACAAAGUUUAACUUACCAUCAAGUCUGUCAUACCAGGGAGAGACCUUUUCAGUGUAAUGAAUGUGGGAAAACCUUCAUCCAGAAAGGAAAACUUAAUAGACAUUCCAUAACUCAUAAGGGAAUGAAACUCUACAUCUGUAAUGAAUGUGGAAAAGCCUUUAACCAGAUGGGAAAUCUUAAUACACAUAAAAUAACUCAUAGUGGAGAAAUACAAUUUGAAUUACUUAAUGCUAGGAAGCCAUAAAAUACAUAAAAGAAUCCACAUAAAUAAAUAAAGGUGAAAGCCUUCAAGUAUUAUCAAAGCCUAAAUUACCAUCAAUAUUUCAUACUGAUGAGAAAGCAUUUCUCUAUAAUGUUCAAAAGCUUUCACGUAAAAGGAAACUUAAUUCAUGUGAGAGAAUUCAUUCAGUGAGAUGCCUGUUCUAUUUAUUUAGUAUAGGAAAACUGACCAAAAUUCAAGAUCCAUUUCAUUUUAUAUUCAAGGGAAACCAUUUCAGUCUGAUGAUUGUACUCAAAGAACCUCAGAAUUUUUAGUGGAGACAAAUAUCAUGUUCAAAUGUUACUGUACAUAAUGAAAUUCACAAAACCUCCCUUGUCCCUUUUGAAUAAAAACAGGAAAAUAUUCAGGUUCGGGCCAUAUCAGAUAAUUUGUACUGAAGUAACGUCCAUUUAAAUUUAAGAAAACUUGAGAAAGUCUUUAGAAAAAGUACAGCAUGUCCAGGCAUAUUGAAUGAGUACUCACUCAUCUUUAAAUGAAUUAAAAUUCAUUCACGGACAAGCUCUUUUAAGAUAACUGACAGUAACCUCACCAUAAGUCAAAUCAGUGAUUGAUACCAAGGGAGUAGAGUUCUGAGAGCCUAAUGUACUUUCUUAGAAAACUAUUCAGAGAAGCAGGGAGAGAGUCAAGAUGAAUUCAUAUAGAAGAUAGAUUAACUUACUCUACUUUUCCCUAAAGAGAUGAAAAAAUAGAUGUUGUAAAGAGGCAUAUUUUGGUUUAUUAUAUGUAAGGAGGUCUGAAAAGUUUGAGUCUAAGUGGAAAGCAGCAAUUGGGCAUAGAAAAUAAUGAUGGGAUUGUGUGACCUACAUGUUUCAACUGAGUCUCAUUUUAACUCUCGGUUUGAGUUGAGUUGCAUGCUAUUCAUAGAAGAUCUUAAAUAUAAAAUUGGUCUAAAGCCCCAGUCAACAUAUACUCCCAUAGAAGCUUAAGAGCCAUUGUUUGAGAUGAUGCCUUUUGCGGAUAUAGAUUUAUGAUCAGCAACAUAAUAGGAGUUAUGAGGGAUGGUCUAACCCAAAGUCAAAUCGUGAUGAGAGCCAUGGGUUUACAGUUGGCAUCAGACAAUUGGAUUCAAAAGAAAAGACAACUUCAGAGGGCAUCUUAUUGGAUUUUGUUAGUUUCCCAGACAAAUGUCAUGUAUAUAAUAAUUCCAAGUUGUGCAUUAAGAAUAUUAGCCUGCCCCUUAUAAAUUAAGAACUUCUAAACAUUGUACUUCUAUUAAGAAUAGAGAGCAGAAGGGUAUCCCUUAAUGCUGGAACUCCUGCACAGUUUAACACAGUAAACAUGAAAUCAUCAGAAGCAACACAAUAGAGUUGAAAUGUGACAAUCACCAGAAAACAGAGAUGCAUUGCCCCAGUCAUACAUGUGCUGUGGCUACAUCUGUAGCUGAUUUUUUUCCCUUAACAUGUGUCCCUUUGUGUGUGCCUUCCAUUUGUCUUCCCAGUCUAUGCGAGUACUAUGUGAAUAUUAUUUCCAUCCGUUUUUGUAACCUGUGGGAUAUGCACCCCAUGUACAUGUGGGGUACGUUUUGUUGCUUUCUUUACUAUGCAAUUUGAUUAAAUUUUGUUUUGAAUUAGUGUGUCUUAUGUUUGUCUGAUAAACGUAAACACAUUUGUUGCAACAUGGGAGCUGUGUUUUCAAGUAAGCAUUCAUUCAUAGAUAAAUUCAAAUUUGGGGAAGAUUUUCUAGUGGACUACACUGAAAGAAGAAGUUAUUAUAUUGAGGGAAAGCAUGACAAUAGACCCAGCUAAAGGCAGAGUAGACUUCUUCAAAGUUAAUAGUUUCCCUAACAAUAAUGGUCCUAAAUGGUAGGUGGAAGAUCCAGAUGAUCUUCCAUCAUAGUUAGCUAAUUACAAAAGCUGCCAUUUAUAUAGCACUUUAAGGUUUUGAAAGCCCUUCAUAAGUAUCUCAUACACAAACAAUCCAGGGAUGUAGGUUCUUUAAUUAUCCAUUUUACAGAUGAAGAGACUGAAGCAGACAUUUCAGGUGACUUGUCCAGGAUCACAGCUUCUGUCUUAGGUGGAAAUUGAAGUUGGAUUUCCUUACUCAGUGGCAUACAUUGUGUCAUCCACUACUUUUUUUUUUUUUACUUCUCAAGAUAAUAACAGAGGUUCCCAUGUAGGUACAAUAAAAGGACUACAUACCCUAUAAAAUCUUUCCCAACUUAGAUUCUUUUAUUUGACUCCAGUGGUUAGACUAGGAAAAUACGUGAGUAGGAAAGUCCUAAGGGCAAAGACAAUAUAUGAUUGAAACAAAGUAGGAUGGGAAAAUUGGGAAAAUGAAUGAAACCCAAAAUAGAAAAAGAUGAUUUAGGGGGAGAAGUGAAUAACUAGCUAAAUGUCCAUAAUUCCAAGAAAGAUUAAUAAGAGAUUCUAUAGACUAAGCCCUCAAAAAAUCCUAGUCAUGACUUGGUCCUGGAGGGGACCUUCAGGCUACAGCUUUCAACCAAAAGUCAAACUGGCAAUUUUUUUGUUGUUGUUAUAAGUUAGACUAGAUGUCUAUCAAUGUUGUUUCUCUAUUUUCAAAUCCCAUUAAUUGAUUAUGAACCUAACCAGAAGAUCUUAAAGGAAAUAAUGUUGACUUGAAGUGGUGUAUAGAUAUAUGCUAUAGUAGGAAAGGAAAAAAAAAACAAUCUAUGAUAACAAUAUAAAGUAAAACGGUUAGGUAACAAGUUGGUGAAAUGUAGAGGUAUUAGUACUACAUAAUUGGUUAAAGGCCCUUCUCUCCAAUGUGUUUUUGAAUCAUAUCAGUUGUGUCCAAUUCAUUAUGAUUUCAUUUGGGGUUU